UUUGGACGAACUCGACCACCGUACUCGAUACCCUUUCCCCUCAUCUCACUAUGAUGUUUGUUUUUUUCUUUCUAACUUUUAGCUACUAUAGCUAAGUUUGUACCUUCGUUUUGCAGUGCCUUUUACACAGACAGUCAUUCUAUUUUAUUUUUUUCGUUUUCCAUCAUGUUCACGACCACCGGUUCCCGAGGGCUCGAUAAGGCCCCCCUGUCUAAAGGUCUCCUCCUGGUCCUCAGUGGUCUGACUGUCGUGCUAACCCUCCUGCCACAGUACAAUCACCUGUUCACCUACAGCCUGCAGGCCAUCACGCUGCAGCACCAGGUAUGGCGGUUAGUGUGUGGCAGACUGAUCUGUCUGGACCUAAAGGACACCUUCUGCAACAGUCUGCUCAUCUACAACUUCCGCAUCUUGGAGAGACGGUUCGGCAGCAGAAAAUUUGCUUCCUUCCUGUUUGGGACGUGGGUGCUCACUGCACUGGUGGACUUCCUGCUGUCCGAAGCGUUUCACUACCUGUUUGACUACCAGGUGUCUGAGCUGCCUGCCGGACUGCUAGGCCCAGUGUUCAGCCUGUUUGUACCUUUCUACUCCUCCAUCCCCAAGGUUCCAGUCACUCAACUCCUUGGUCAGAUCUCCAUAACUAACAAGUCCCUGGUUUACAUUGUAGGCCUGCAGCUCCUGACCUCCAGUCCGUUCAUGUGGCUCGUUGCUCUCAGUGGACUGGUCUCUGGGAAGCUGUACCACGGAAACGCUCUGAGGGUGCAGCGGCUGCUCUUCGUACCCCAGUGGCUGUCCCGUGUAGGGGCCUUCGUCCUGGAGCCCCUGUUCUCCGGGCCCCCGCCCCCCAAUGAACCCCCCCUGGGUAUGGGGGCUACUCUGGACAUCCAGAGACAGCAGAGGAUGGAUCUCCAUGAUCAACAGAUGCUGCUGGCCCAGUUCCAUCAGGCCAGGAGGAACCACAGACCACCACAGAAUGGCCUAAUGAACUGGAACAGAUUUUUCCCAUCGCUGAGACACAGAGGACAGAACCUUCCCCCAGAGCCACAACCACACCCCUCUCCACCGCUGCAGCCACACCCCUCUCCACAGCAGCUCCACCCCUCUCCACAGCAGCCACACCCCUCUCCACAGCAGCCACACCCCUCUCCACAGCAGCCACACCCCUCUCCACAGCAGCUCCACCCCUCUCCACAGCAGCUCCACCCCUCUCCACAGCAGCUCCACCCCACAGCUCCACCACUGCUGGAGCCCACAGCUCCUCCCUUGGUCAACACUCCUGUAGCUGAAGAACAGGUUGCCAGAUUGAUGGAGAUGGGCUUCUCCAGAAUAGAUGCUCAGGAUGCCCUCAGAGCGUCCAACAACGACAUCAACGUGGCAACCAACUUUCUACUGCAGCAUUUAGGUUAGGGAGGAGUUUGAAAGAUGUAGAACCUGAGAGAGAAAAACAACAGAGGGAACAGAAUAAAGAGUGUGUCUGAUCCAGUGAGCAGGGUCCUGGGGGUUUGAGGCUGAAGAGUGGGUCUGAUCCAGUGAGCAGGGUCCUGGGGGUUUGAGGCCAGGGGGACCGGCCUGCGCUGGAGCUCCAGAGGACUACACAGAGAAUAACUCAACACAGACUACACAAUUACUAGGAGGAAAGGAGAGAGGAGGACAGUAAUGCUGCUGCUGUCCACCGUGCUUCCUGAAGGGUGAAGAGGGCUGUCCACAGUGCUUCCUGGUAGUGGGUGCUCUGCCCUGUUCCAGAUAGUUUGGAUACUCUGUCCUGUCACCUUGCUGCUGAAGGACAGAAGAUGGAGGAUCAGAAGGCUGCUAUUCUCAGGGCUUGUUGCAUCUAGUGUCUUCUCUAUACUCUAUAUAUAGCAUUACCAUGGUUCAUUAUGGCUUCCUCCACCUCACACACACCUUCGCCCAGAAAACACACACACACACACACACACACAUUCGCCAGUCCCUAAAGGUUUUCUUUUGUGUCAUUUGUCCAUGGACAGUGAUUACAGGAGUUUGUUUGCUUGACUUCUGCAGAAUUAAUCUAAAAUCUUAAAGGGGUUUGAAAUGAGGAGAAUUUACUAAAUUAUGGAAACUGUCAAUCUUGUACUCAAUGAAAAACAUCUGCACAUGUAAUACUUAGUGGAUGACUUGUAUGUUUAGCUGCUCAGUGGCUACAUUCUGGUUAACUACACUAUGGAAUAAAAUCAUGGUGACAAGAUAUUAAUUAUUUAAACUGUUUCACUAGUUUUUCACAAAAUCAUUGAGGAUUUAACACUUAUUUAUAUAAUUUUUAUUUACUUUUUGUUUUAUGUGACUGACUGUAUAAACGGAGGUGUGCUUGUUGUUUGGUUAAACCUAUGCCUGUGUGUGGUGUUAUUAUGCUACAGAUUACAAAUGAUUAACAAUUUAACAAACUGCUUCCAACCACUGAAAUAUAUGCAAUGUGCUCUGCUGUGGUAACCGUGCUGCCCAUACAGCGUUACAACAGUAUAAUGGCCUAAUGAAUAAACCUACCUCUCACCUUCA
This is a messenger RNA of Oncorhynchus nerka (sockeye salmon), 2511 nucleotides long. RefSeq names its product UBA domain containing 2 (gene ubac2). Lineage: Eukaryota; Metazoa; Chordata; Actinopteri; Salmoniformes; Salmonidae. Gene Ontology annotation, molecular function: serine-type endopeptidase activity; protein binding. The coding region runs from base 166 to 1404 and encodes 412 amino acids. The transcript is spliced from 9 exons. The record is from RefSeq and is a predicted model, not a curated record.